ACAACCAACGAAAUAGAGAAGGUUAAAUGCGCUAGCGGGUCUAGCCUUUAGGGUUUGUGAAGUUCGUUGGCGAGAAAACAAAAGCAAAUAUGGCCAAAUUCAAUGUUGUGCAGAAGAAAAGGAGAGCCCUACUAUCAGAGAAGAAGAGACAGCUUCAUGGCGACCCUAUCACCGGCAAGCUUAAGACCAAGUACCAACCUCUUUCCAUCUCCGGCAAACGAAAGCGGAAGCUCUUCAAAAAGUGGCGCCGAGAGCAAAAGGAAGCUCUGGAGAAAGGCCUGGUAACCAUGGAAGAUGUAGAGAUGGCAGUAGCUGAAGCUGAAGGGGGUUCCCAAUCACAAGAUAGUAGCAAACCAUCCAGAAAGAUUCACUUGAAGAAGAGCGUAAAACUUAAACAGGUGAAGCAUAAAGGUAAGAAUAAAAGAAAACCUUCGGUGCCAGCCGCUGAUGUUUCAGGUGACGCCAUGGUGGAAUAGAUCUGCAAUGUUUGGUAUGAUACUUGGAAAUUUUGUCAGAAUUUUUUCUUUUUAGUUUUCCCUUGAUGGGAAGCUACGUUAAAGUUGGGGUGUGACUGAAACUAACCAGGGUUAAAAUAUUGUGAUGUUGCAUCCAAGUAACUAGAUUGACAGUCCCUCAGAAAGGGGAAAUGAAAAUUAUGGCUCUCAAUAUUUUAGGCUAAUCUAUGCCAUAUAUUUUGAUACAGCACAAUGGCGUCUUGCAAUCCAUGUAGCCGACCUUACUUAGUGGGAUAAAGGCUUGUUGUUGUUGUUGUUGUUGUAUGCCAUAUAUUUCCGGUCA
Molecule: messenger RNA, 798 nt
Organism: Prosopis cineraria
Lineage: Eukaryota; Viridiplantae; Streptophyta; Magnoliopsida; Fabales; Fabaceae
Exons: 4
Coding region: 90-476 (128 amino acids)
Source: RefSeq, a predicted model, not a curated record